AUGAUAAGAUUUGAUAAUAACCCAGUUGUAAAAAUUGAAGAGCUUCUAACAACAAAUGGCUAGAAAGAUGCUAGACUUUUUGACAUGCUAAACUAACUUUACUUAAGAAAUCAAUUUGAGAAAUGCUAGUUAUUCCAACAAUUCUAUAUUAAAAAAAUGCAGGAAAAAUAGUCAAUUUUGCAAAAAUCAAAAGAAAUUCCUUUGAAAUUUUCCAGUGCAAAUAACACAUCAUCUGACUUUUAUCAUUAAUAAAGCUUGUCUAAGCUGACUAAUCCAAGUUUAAACGCGAAUAGCAUAAGUAAAUAAUCUCAGUAUAAGAGUAAUCAAACAGUUCAUAGUGUCUAUCUUAAUAAUUAAUCUCGACUUGAUACAGCCAUAGGCACUAAGCUAACCAUAGUUUCAAACAAUAAUCUAUCAAAAGUAAGUAAUGAAAUGUAUGACACUGAGAACUUUAUCACUAAUAAAGUCAAAAUAAUGAAUACAUAGAUGCUAGAAACCCAUGAUAAUCCAUAUAAGUAGGUCUAAUAUGAAACUAAUAUUCCAAGCUUUAAUGAAGCAACACCUGAUUUCAAAACUAAUAAAAGUAGUUUGCCCUAGAUUCCUAGUUCAAAGUAUUCCAAAUUUUGUUAAGAAGAUUAAGUACGAGCAUAAAAUGCAAAUACGAAGAUUAGAACUAAGAUAUAAACAUCAAUAAAACAUAACUAGCCAAAUAAGAAGCUAGUAGAUAUACUUAGAAAUCAAAAUAAUGCUGCUCUUAAUCUAAAUAAAUGA
Stylonychia lemnae is the source of this 771-nucleotide messenger RNA. Lineage: Eukaryota; Ciliophora; Spirotrichea; Sporadotrichida; Oxytrichidae. The record is from the annotation of a GenBank genome assembly.